Schistosoma rodhaini is the source of this 2622-nucleotide messenger RNA. The record is from the annotation of a GenBank genome assembly. Lineage: Eukaryota; Metazoa; Platyhelminthes; Trematoda; Strigeidida; Schistosomatidae.
AAAUGAUUAGCCAUCUACAAAUUACAUACUAACAAAACGAACUAGUAAGCUCAUCAGUGAUCAAAUACUACUAUUUAAUUAACCAAUCAAAAACUUCGAUCCAUGUAUUCUUUAUAUAUAUACAUAUAACUUAAGAUGAAUAGAUUGAAUUAUUUAUCAAUCUACCAAAUCAAAUUAUCUUACAAUCAGUCAUUAUUAUACUUUAUAGAGUAUUGAAAUACCUCAUUUUAUAUGCUAUUACUAUUUAUUUGUUAUAAGAUAGAUUUUCUCAAUUACCAAAUGUCAAUCAUCUUACAAUGAGAAUGUUUCUUUUAGUAACAACUUACAAGGCAUCCUUAUAUAAAUGAUCAUAAUGAAUAUAAUUUCCCGGAGAUUAUUUAUUAAAAAAUUACAUUAUAUUUGUUUAUUUAUUUUAUUUGUAAUUAUUAUAUUUAAUAAAACUAUUAAUAAUAAGAUAGAUAAUUUGUCAACAUUACAUAAUAGAUCAUUGACAUAUCAGAACAUAGAUUUGGAACUUAUCAAAAUUUGUGAAACAUUUUUAAAUAAAGAACCAAAUCAAACAUUAGCUAAACAAUAUCAAUAUUAUUCAACAAAACAACAUUUAUUAUAUCAAUGGAAAUCAAUAAAUGAUUGUAAUAUUUUUCGUGAACCCCUUAAUUAUUUAUUAUGGAUGAAUAAAGAAGAAUUAAAUUAUCCAUUAGGAUUUGUAUUUACAGUUUAUGAAAAUAUUGAACGUAUAGCACGUUUAUUACGUCUUUUAUAUAGACCAUAUAAUUUAUAUUGUAUACAUGUAGAUCGUAAUACAUCAAAUGAAUUUUAUCAAUCUAUAAUUGAUUUAGCUAAAUGUUUUGGUAAUAAUAUUGAAAUUAUUCAACGUUCACAAAGUGUAUCAGUAAAAUGGGGAUAUUUUUCUGUGCUAGAUUCAUUUCUUAAAUGUACUCAAAUUAUGUUGAAUAAUACAAAAAUUCAAUGGAAAUAUGUUAUGAAUAUUAAUGGUAAAGAAUUACCAUUACGUAGUAAUUGGGAAUUGAUUAAAGCAUUGAAAGCUUUAAAUGGAGCUAAUAUCAUUGGAUGUACAAUAAAAAAUGGACCAAAGAAAAGAAUUCCUAGAAGAAAACCAUCAUUCAAUGUAACAUGGAUAAAAGGAAGCUUUCUAGUUGCACUACGUAGAGAAUUUGUCAGUUAUGUACAUAUGAAUCCCAAUUCCAUUGAAUUAUUAAACAUUCUCAGAGAAGAACAGCAUUUAAUGAAAAUACCAGAUGAAAUGUUUUUCAGUACAUUAGCUUAUAAUCCACAACUACUUGCCCCUGGUGCUUGUAAAGAAUUUUAUCCACCUAAUGAAAAUGAUAAUCAUUCUACUUUCGUAUCUCGCUAUGUUAUUUGGAAACCAAAAAGAUGUGCUACCGGUAAAAGAUAUCAUACAAUAUGUAUGUUAGGUGUACAACAUUUAUACAAUUUAACAAAACGUCAAGAGUUUUUUGCUAAUAAAUUUUAUAAUGGUUUUUAUGAUUCAGCGUAUGAUUGUCUUGAAUAUUGGAUAUUGAAGAAAAUGAUGAAUGAACAUUUAACGGGUAGAUUAGAUCCAACAUUUAAUCCACAAUUCUAUGCUGAGCUACAUUGUUCAAAAAAUCAUAUAUAAUACCUUCAAUUUAUGUUACUCUAUUUCAUUAUUUGUGUAUUUGUUUGAAAAAGCUGUGAACUUUCAAAGUAUUUUUAUUGCACUAUUCUCUGUUUAAAAUAUCACUUGUGAUUUCAAAGACACUCGGUGUGUCGUUCAGCCCCCCUACUUGAACAUAUCUACUAAUUAUUUGAAAUUUCCGUUCACUGUGCAUUGAAAAUCCACUCAGUUGUGCAUCAUUCUAAGUGCUAUUGUACUGAACAGUAUGUUAUUUUUGAACGUAAUCUAUUCAAUUCUAGUUUCGAAAGUGACUUUAUUGCACUUGGAUAUUAAAAGUAAAUGCUCUAAACUGCAUUGAGAAACAAUAAAUUUUAUUCUUUUCGUAAACUUCAAGUACUACAUAAUUGAGAACUACUUAUGGUGACAAUCUGUGUGCAAAUGGUCAGAUGAAAUAUGCACUUACUGCACAAUGAAUUUACAGACAUAUGAUACAAUGACUUAUGCCAUGACAGUAAAAAAGAACAUCCUUUACAUUAAAACAAUGUUCAUAAAACUCUGAUAAACUACAACUUUGAAAAAAAACCCAGAAAAUGAGAGAUUACUUUUGACGAUGUGUUGUUCUCUCUCUGUAUUUCCUAGUUUAUUGACUAAGUUUUAAUUAUUGUUUUGUAAAGCAUCACUGAAAUAAGGUCCAAAAAGGCCGGCUUCAUAUAUUUUACAAUAGACGACACCACAUACCUAUCUGUCAAGGUUGAUAAUUAUUGUCCUAAUCAGAUAUUUUUUGUUCUAUUUUUUUUAAACAUCAGUGUCAUUUGAUUGACCACCGAUCUAAUGAUUAUUUCCUCCUUUAUAUUCAUUAAAACAAUAAAUGUAUAUUAAAAUAUAUUUAUCAAUCUAGAUAAGUACAGUGGCCACUUUGUAGUUUGUAACACUGGCCAUAUUCACUGCAUUACAUGAAAGCAUCACUGGUGCAGCUAAUCUAUCUCAUGUUAGUCAGUGUACUG